This is a messenger RNA of Adineta steineri, 2754 nucleotides long. The record is from the annotation of a GenBank genome assembly. Lineage: Eukaryota; Metazoa; Rotifera; Eurotatoria; Adinetida; Adinetidae.
AUGAAAAUGUUUGUUACAACUUCCUCAACAGUAAAUAAUAAUCAUCCACCAUCAUAUAUUGUUGCAACCGCAUCUACAACGACAACAACCACAACAACAAAUUCUGGAAUUGAAACAACAACUACAGCAGCAACAACAACAACAACAACAAAUUCUAAUACACCACAAACAUUAAGUGAUAUUAAACUUAUCUGCACUCAAAGGAAAAAGAAAACCAAACGUCAUAUCUAUUUAACAUUUGUUGAAAGUUGUCCAAUAUCUUCUUCAAUUGAUCAACCAUGUAUUGAAAUAAUUCGAAAAUCAAAUUCAUCUUCUCAACCAUCAUCAUAUUCAUUAAAUGAAUGUAUAUCAUUUGAAUAUUUUGAUACAGUUAAAAAUGAUUUUCAAGCAUAUAUCUAUGCUUAUUUUGAAUCGUAUACAGUAUCAAUAUUUUUUUCUGAUGAAGAUUUUGAUAAAAAAUCUCUUAUUAUUAAACAUCUUGAAUAUAUGUAUCACAGUAAAGCAGAAAAAUCAUCCGAAAUAAAUAAUAAUUCAUCUCAAGAUCCAUCACAAUCUCAACCAGGACCACCAUCACAAUCACAAUCACAACAACAACCUAUUUUACCAUGUCCAUCAACAACUGAACAAAUUCUACAUACAUUUGAUGUUAAUUUAAUUCCAUAUGGACCAAUUAUACAUCGUGAUCAUAUGUUAAUAGGUCCAGCACGUCUUUAUUUUACUACAACUGAUCUUUAUAUAGCAUCAAUGAAUUGUAAUCGUACUGAUUUAAAAAUAACAAUUACAAAUCAAUGUCCAUCAAAAGAAAAAGCAAUUUUAUGUGUACCAUAUUUUACAAUAAAAAAUUAUGGAAAUCGUUCGAAUAUAUUUCUUAUUGAAUUAGGUAAAUCGAAUUAUGGUAAUGGUGAAAUACAUAUGAAAUGUCAUUCAUCAUCAUUAGCAAGUACAAUACAUUUAUUAGUUAGUCCAGUUAUUGAAGAACGCCCAUUAAUACUUUCAUCAGCAUUUCAAAAUCAAUUAUUAACAAAUAAACGUAUUGAAAAAUCAAAAAAUAUUCAUCCACCUGUACAACUUACACAUGAUACAAUGAAUCAACCAUUAAUAGAUUCACCAAUACCAUUAUUGAAAAAAAAAUCUAUUGAUACAACACAAAUUGAUUCACAAAUAACAUCAUCAUCAUCAACAACAGGAACAACAUCAAAUGAUAUUAAAUCACGUUUUAUUGUUGGAUUUUUUCGUACAUUAACAAAAAAUGUUUCACAUUUACGACGAUCAGCAACAUUUCAUCAUAAUAAUCAUAAUCAUACUAAUAACAAUGAACAAGUAUUAACAUCAAAUACAAAUACAUUAUUACCAAAAAAUAAAUCUGUUGCAUUUAAUAUUGAUGAAAAUAAUUUUCAUAAUGAUCAACAUCAAAUUAUUCUACCUGAAUCUCAGAAGAAAAAUGAAUUAACAUCAAAUAUUCCGGCAAUAAUACCAAAAGAAAUUGGUGAAACAACAUUAACAUCACCAUCGACAACUAAACAAGAUACUACAAUGGGAACAUAUAUUGAUAUGGGACCAACUAUUCAUAGAACAGAUUCAAAUCUAGAAGAAAAAAUUGAAGAUGAAAUUAUUGGUAAAGAAACAACAGCAACUGCAGAGAUUGGUGUUAAUACCACAAUAAGUUUAUCGCCUUGUGUUCGCUCAGCAAUUAUAGUUGGUAAUUCCGUUCAUCUUAUUGCUGAUGAAAAAACUCUUUUUCCUAUUGGUCAACGUUCAUUUACUUCACCUGCUAGUGUGAUGCAACCAUUUAAAACACAAUUAAAUGGUCCAUCAAUGAGUAAUACUUAUGCUACAACAUCCGAUUUAAUAACAUCUUCUCCAAAUAGUUCGAGUUCUAUUCCUCAAGUCAAUUCCGUAUCCAAUUCUCAACAAUCAUUAUUUCUUUCCUAUGGUAUUGUUACAUUCAAUAAAAACGAUAUAAUACCAAAUGAUCAAACAGAACGCCCAACAAGUCCAAUAUUAGAAGGUUCAGCUCUUGAUCGUCGUCUUAAUUCUGAUCUAAGUCUUAUGUCUAUGCCUCAACAACAAGGUUCAACUGUUUAUCCAUUCGAUAGUGUUCUAUCCUCAUCAAAUGCACAUAUAUAUCCUACAUUAUCUGUUUCAACAAAUAAUAAUGGUGACACAACUUCCGGUUCAAUUCGAACUCCUCAUGGUUCGAUUAUAUUUUUUGAAGAUCAUAUUCAUGAUCAAGCAACAACAUAUCUACUUGGAUUACCAGCAGUAAGGAAUGAUGAAACAAUUCAAACAAAUUUAUCACGACUUUCAUCAUUUAAUUUAACAUCAUCAAUAUCACGUCCACAAUUAUCACAUAUCGAUGAACAAGAAACUUCUUCUAAUGAUCCAUAUGCAUUAGUUGAACCAUUACCACAAAAGAAUUCAACACCAUCAACAUCUAUUAAUACUUUAAAUACUCCUUUACCAACAUCCGAAAAUUCGUUAGAUUAUGUUGAUUUACUUAUACCAUCACAUGUAAAUAAUGAAAACCCUGAUACUAAUGAACAACAACAACAACAACAACAGAUAAUGAAUUUGGAUGAUAAUAAUGAUGAUGAAAUAAAUGAUUGUGAUGAAAAAGAACGUGAAAGUUCAGAACAAUCAUCAACAAAACUUUAUACAGACAUUGAUUUUCAUCAAACACAACGUCGUGAUCGUAUUGUACAAUCGGCAAAUAGAGCAAAAAUAGAAGAUCAAACACCACCAUUUGUUCUAUAA